UUUAAUCUGUUACUAUAUGAUUUUGCGUCUUUUUAACUAGGGUUGAUGGUCCUAGCCCUCAUUUAGGAUCUGUACACGUUCCUUUUAUUAUUAUUAUUAUUAUUAUUAUUAUUAUUAUUAUUAUUAUUAUUAUUAUUAUUAUUAUUAUUAUUAUUAUUAUUAUUAUUUCAGGCUGAUAAUGCAGUUUUGUUCUCUUCUUCGCAAGUGGGUUUGAAAUGCUUACUGAAUUGUUCCUUUGAGUGCUACACGAUAAAUAGAUUGGAGCUGAACUAUGAAAAACCAACAGUCCUUGUCUUUUCAAAAAACUGGAAACCACAUAAUCGGGGAAUAAACAGCAACAGAAUAGAGCGGGUCAAGCAUUUUUUGGUACCUAGACUGAUAACCACCCACUGGAGGCCCCCCAUCGCCAGGAAGCGUGGAUGCUCUUCAACAUACACCCAGUGAGUGGGGACAGAGAAUGAUUAACCUGGCUAAAUAAAACAAUUGCCUUCUUCGGGAGGCAUCUGCAGAGUUGCCGUUCCUUUAUCUAUCUUGUACUGCCAGUUUGUCAAGUGGAAUGACCCCCAUGUGCAGGUUUGCUAGUUUGCCUUGGAGGGAACACAAACAAAAAGUCCAGGUUUAUCCUUGUGGUCUCCAUUCAAAAAAACAGUUUUUUCUUGUGGUCUCCAUUAAAAAAAACCCAGUUCCUUGUUCCUUGUUUGAAGUGUACCCAGCUGCAGGUGACUCACGCAGAGAUGCCCCAAAGCUGUCUGUUAUGUGAGAACAACACACAACCCAAGGGUCUGGGAGGAGCAGAUGCCAGAGAGCCUUCUAGAAGUUUGCUUUCUAGAGGAAGGGAAGGCAGGCAGCCUGGGAGGCCCUGAGCUUUGCUGGAGCAGCUUUUGCCGAGGGUUCCUGGGGGAGCAGAAUGCCACCGAGACAGCAGCAGUGGUGGUGCCUUUGCGUCCUGGCAGGGAUCCUGUUCUCCAUCUUCCUGUACUCCAGCCACCUCAGCCUGCAGAACCGGCAGGUGCCUCCCCCCCUUUGGACAACCCUCCCCCCAUCAAAUCGCCGGUCUGCCACCUUGAGCGAUGGCACCAUCACCUUCUACCUCAAACUGAGCUCCUACGAAGCCCAGUUCCCCAACCUGCAGCGCCACCCCUGCCGCCCGGUGAUUGCCGAGGCCGGCUUGUGCCAGCGGGCGGGGGCCUCCCCCUUGCUCCUCUUGGUGGUGAAGUCCCACCCGGCCUCCAGCAGCAGAAGGGCUGCCUUGCGACACACCUGGGCCCGGCCGCGGGAGAUGGGGGGGUACUGGCUGCAGCCCCUUUUCCUGGUGGCCACGACCCCCAACGUCAGACAGCUCCAUCUGGUGCAGCGGGAGAGCAGCAGUUUCCGGGAUGUGGUGCUGUGGGACUUUGUCGAAUCUCACCACAACUUGUCACUCAAAGAACGCUGUUUCCUGCAAUGGCUUUGCCAGCACUGCCGGCAGGCUGCUUUCAUCUUCAAAGGGGAUGACGACGUCUUUGUGAACCCGAAGGCCCUGGUGGGAUACCUCCAGCGGAGGCCCAACGCCUCCCACUUUCUCCACGGCAACAUCCAGAACCAUUCGAAAGUGAUGAGGUACGGGAAGUACAGCGUCUCUCGCGCCCUCUACCCUCUGGACCGCUACCCCUGCUUUGCUUCCGGUGGAGGGUUCAUCUUGCCCGGCCCCUUGGUUCCUGCCCUCUACCAGGCAUCGCUGUGGCUGCCUGUCUUCCCGCUCGAUGACGUGUACUUGGGGUUCCUGGUCCUGGCAGCUGGCCUGUCCUUCACCCACGACGAGCGCUUCCGGGUGUGGGGAGCGCCCAAGGACACCCGCGAGGUCUACCAGGAGUCUUUUAUGGUCCACGGGCUCACUCCGGAGAGGAUGGAGGAAGUGUGGACGGAACUCUGGAGCCCCCACCCAGGGAAGGAGGCCUGAGCAAAACAUAAACACCCUGGAAAAGAGGACCCCCCUUCCCUCUGCUGACUGUUUAGCUGGGCAGCUCUUGCCUUAUUUCCCUCUACGAAGAAACUCCAGCAUCUCUGUGGAUCGCCUUCCCCUGCUUUUGGUCACAUUUCUCUAGUUCCACACCAACCCUGACUGGCGGCAUUUCUUCUCAGAAAGAUCUGUGCACCCCUUGCUCUCCACGCCCAGAGGGGGGGAAAACCAGGGGACUCAGCAUUUAAUGCCAAAGUGUGCCAACAGCUCCUCUAUGGGCUACCCCUCUGGACACAACCCUGGAACAGCAAUGCACAGCGCAUUCAAUCCUGUUUUCUGUGCAACAUCUCCAACUUCCCCCACUUGGUGCCCUCCUAUGUCUCGAAGCUGGACAUUUCCUGGAAACCAGGGCUUGGUGUGUUAUGUUCCAAUUUUGGAUUCACCUGAGCUUUAAUUGCAGCAACACUAGCCCCUCCACCAAGGCAGUAUCUUUUCUAUACACCACAGACAGGUGAGCCCACGUUGAAGGUAAAUUAUGGGAUUUGGGCCUCCUGGUCAUGCCUCCUUCUACCGUGUUUCUCCGAAAAUAAGACAGUGUCUUUUAUUAAUUUUUGCUCCCAAAGAUGCGCUAUGUCUUAUUUUCAGGGGAUGUCUUAUUUUUCCGCUCCACAGCUGCAUGCUCUGGUGUUCUG
Molecule: messenger RNA, 2631 nt
Organism: Sphaerodactylus townsendi
Lineage: Eukaryota; Metazoa; Chordata; Lepidosauria; Squamata; Sphaerodactylidae
Product: acetylgalactosaminyl-O-glycosyl-glycoprotein beta-1,3-N-acetylglucosaminyltransferase-like
Exons: 3
Coding region: 908-1939 (343 amino acids)
Cellular component (GO): membrane
Molecular function (GO): protein N-acetylglucosaminyltransferase activity
Source: RefSeq, a predicted model, not a curated record